UGACUGUCUCCGUCAGCCACUCAGUCUUCCCGACAACACGCUGAUUCUCUGCCUCGUAUUCCCGAAGCGCUCUACGCCAGGACCGAGCCCGGCGCCACGGGCCCUCCGGCGGGCUACGCUAAGAGCGCAGCGCCCCCACCGACGGAGCGUCUGGAUCCGCUGCUAAACCACCACAGGAAGACAGAUGAUACGAGACUAAAACACUACUUUGUCCACCUUUCAACUACAAAAUACUCCCAAGAAAACACCGAUUGGGGACCAGUGAGCCAUGUGACCAGAGCCGUCUGAGACACCAGAACCUUCGCUCAACGUUCUCCUCCAAUGCAGUGAACAGGAAGCUGCUAACGUGUAGCCCUGCUGCAGCCACAGUGUUUAGCUAGUGGAAGGCUAGGCUGGAAUGGUGCAGCACUCAGCCUGAAGGUGAAGUCAGCUGUGCUUGCUAGCCACAUGUAGCAUGUUAGCAUGUAGUUAGCUACCGACCGUGGCAGAUCAAGUCAUUCUUUUCCUCUUCAUCCUGACCCCUGGCCCCUACCGGGGGGGCUGGCCCAUUGACCAAUCACUACCUUCAGCCAGCGACCUUCCAGUGGCCAUAUCUUCUGAAGCUAGCCUAGCUAACACACUAGCAUCCCAAUAUCCUCUUAUAGCUAACCACCCAGCAUCUCCUGUCUCCUCCUAUCCUAGAUAACCACUUAUAUCUCCCUAGGCUAGCUAACCACAUUUCAUCUGCUGAGCCUAGCCAUCCUAGCUGAGACCUAGCAUCUCCCUGAGCUUGCCCCUCCUCGCUAAGCGCUAUCCCGGCCAGGCCGCAGGCGGCUUCUCUGAGCAGUUGAGGGGUGCAUGGAACCAGCGUAACCGUGGAGAGACCAGGCUACCACAAGCUGAUGGACUUUGACAAGCGGGGGGCGGGCGGCGGCGGCGGCGGCGGGGGCGGGGCUAAGGGCGAGGCUGAGGAGGGCAAGAGGAUGUCGGCCAAAGCGAGCAACCGGUCGGGGCACGGCAGCCGCAGCGCCGGCUCCAACUCCGGGGUUCUGAUGGUCGGACCCAACUUCCGCGUCGGCAAGAAGAUCGGCUGUGGCAACUUUGGAGAGCUGCGGCUGGGCAAGAACCUGUACACCAACGAAUACGUGGCCAUCAAACUGGAGCCAAUCAAGUCGCGUGCUCCCCAGCUCCACCUGGAGUACCGGUUCUACAAGCAGCUGGGCAGCUCAGAGGGUGUACCCCAGGUGUUCUACUUCGGGCCGUGUGGGAAGUACAACGCCAUGGUUCUGGAGCUUCUGGGGCCCAGCCUGGAGGACCUGUUCGACCUCUGUGACCGCACCUUCUCCCUGAAGACCGUGCUCAUGGUGGCCAUCCAGCUGAUAACCCGUAUGGAGUUUGUCCACACACGGAGCCUGAUCUACCGGGACGUGAAGCCGGAGAACUUCCUGGUGGGCCGGCCGGGCUCCAAGCGGCAGCACACCAUCCACAUCAUCGACUUCGGCCUGGCCAAGGAGUACAUCGACCCAGAGACCAAGAAGCACAUCCCCUACCGCGAGCACAAGAGCCUGACGGGCACGGCGCGCUACAUGAGCAUCAACACGCACCUGGGCAAAGAGCAAAGCCGUAGAGACGACCUGGAGGCGCUGGGUCACAUGUUCAUGUACUUCCUGCGAGGCAGCCUCCCAUGGCAGGGGUUAAAGGCGGACACCCUGAAGGAGCGCUACCAGAAGAUAGGAGACACCAAGAGAGACACGCCCAUCGAGGUCCUCUGUGAAGGCUUCCCAGAAGAGAUGGCGACAUACCUGCGCUACGUGCGCCGGCUGGACUUCUUUGAGAAGCCGGAUUACGACUACCUGAGGAAGCUGUUCACCGACCUGUUCGACCGCAACGCCUUCACCUUCGACUACCAGUACGACUGGACCGGCAAGCCCCUACCCACUCCGAUUGGUCCGGUGGCCAGCGAGACGCCGCUACAGAACAGCAGCCGAGAGAAAGCCCCCGCCCACGCUAAACACCAGUCUCCAGAGGGGAAGGGCAGUGAGUCCCAGCCGACUCCUGUGACCAAUCGAGAGCUUCUGGGCUCCCAUCUCACUGCUGAUAGGCUGGGAGGUUCUGUCCAGGUGAUGAGCUCGACCAAUGGGGAGCUGAAUACGGACGACCCGACUGCAGGACACUCCAACGCACCAAUCACAGCCAACGCUGAGGUGGAGGUGGCCGACGAGACAAAGUGCUGCUGUUUCUUUAAGAGGAGGAAGAGGAAAGUCCUCCAGAGACACAAGUGAGAAGAUGAACCACAUCGCCCCCCGCCCCCUCCCCCUACACCCCCCCCUCCCCCCCCUAGACCAGUCCAGUCCGGACUAGUCUAGACUGGACUAGACUGGUCUGGACUAGUCCGUGCUGGACUGGACUAGUCUGAUCUGGACUAGACUUGCUUGGACUAGACCGGUCUUAACUAGACUGGUCUGGUCUGGACAAGUCUAAUUUGGUCUGGUCUAGACAGGACUGGUCUGGUCUUAUCUGGUCUAGACUGGUUUGGCUUAGACUGGUUUGGGCUAGACUGGUCUUGUCCAGACUGGUCUGUACUGGUCUUGAGCAGAGAGAGAGAGAGAGAGAGUGAGAGAGAGAGAGUGAGAGAGAGCCCCACCAAAGUGCAUGUGGAUGCGUUGGAUGUGGUCCCCGGAGGCAGAGCCACUAGGGAGGGUGGAGCCCUGUUGUUGGACUCAGUCGCCCCGCCCCUCCGCGCCCCUGCUGCCGUGUGAUUGGACGAGGGCGGGUCGGCGGAGGCGUGCCUGGGGAUGUACAGAGCCGAGCUACGGACUGUUGAGGACCCCCGGUCUACCCGGGACGGGGUCUGGGGCCCAGGACAGGACCCAGAACCCGGGUCCCAGCGGGCGGUCUACAGAGGACCCGGUCUACGGCGGACCCGGUCUACGGCGGACCCGGUCUACAGAGGACCCGGUCUACGGUGGACCCGGUCUACCGACGACCAGGUCCACAGAGCUCUUUUAAAGGCGGCCGUCUUUCUUUCCUGUCCGAAGCGUCAGAAGCAGUUUGUGUUUUUAGUAGAUUCUAGUGUGUUCAAUUUCUUUUUUUUAAACACAAUAACGUGUAUUUUUAAUUUCUUGUUUUUGUUCGUUCUCCUUUCUCUUGAGUGGAGGAUGUAAGACCAGUAAGAUAACUCUAUUAAAAAACAAAAGUUAAA
This is a messenger RNA of Gadus macrocephalus (Pacific cod), 3181 nucleotides long. RefSeq names its product casein kinase I-like. Gene Ontology annotation, cellular component: nucleus; plasma membrane; cytoplasm. The transcript has 12 exons. The record is from RefSeq and is a predicted model, not a curated record. Gene Ontology annotation, molecular function: protein serine/threonine kinase activity; ATP binding. The coding region runs from base 882 to 2261 and encodes 459 amino acids. Gene Ontology annotation, biological process: peptidyl-serine phosphorylation; positive regulation of canonical Wnt signaling pathway; endocytosis. Lineage: Eukaryota; Metazoa; Chordata; Actinopteri; Gadiformes; Gadidae.